Lathyrus sativus (Indian pea) is the source of this 660-nucleotide messenger RNA. The record is from the annotation of a GenBank genome assembly. NCBI's taxonomy places the organism in Eukaryota, Viridiplantae, Streptophyta, Magnoliopsida, Fabales, Fabaceae.
AUGAAGCAUGUUUCAUCACUCACCUUCUCCUUCCUCAUCUUUAUUUUCAUCACAAAUAUUUCACUAACUUUUUCACUAGACUCUGUUGAGCAAGUAUUGGACGUAAAUGGUAACCCCAUUUUCCCAGGUGGGAAAUACUACAUCUUGCCAGCAAUUCGUGGCCCCAUGGGUGGAGGACUAAGACUAGCAAAAACAGGUAACUCAGAAUGUGAAGUUACUGUCUUACAAGAUUACAAUGAAGUUAUCAACGGUGUACCAGUGAAAUUCAGUAUACCAAGAAUAAGUCCUGGUAUAAUCUUCACUAGUACUCCGAUUGAGAUUGAGUUUACAAAGAAGCCAAAUUGUGCCGAAUCUUCGAAAUGGUUGAUAUUUGUUGACGAUGUUAUUCAAAAAGCUUGUGUUGGUAUUGGUGGCCCUGAAAAUUAUCCUGAUUUUAAAACAUUGAGUGGCACUUUUAAUAUUGAGAAACAUGAAUCUGGAUUUGGUUAUAGGCUUGGAUAUUGUGUUCAAGAUUCUCCUACUUGUUUGGAAAUUGGGAGGUCUGAUGGGAAUGAGGAUGAAGGUGGAUCACGGUUGAAUUUGACUCAUCAAAUAGCUUAUGCGGUUGUGUUCGUAGAUGCUGAUUCUUAUGAAGCUGGAAUUAUUAAAUCUGUUGUUUGA